Messenger RNA from Zingiber officinale, 660 nucleotides. Its product is annotated as myb-related protein MYBAS1-like. Gene Ontology annotation, biological process: regulation of DNA-templated transcription. Bases 37 to 597 code for a protein of 186 amino acids. The record is from RefSeq and is a predicted model, not a curated record. Gene Ontology annotation, cellular component: nucleus. Lineage: Eukaryota; Viridiplantae; Streptophyta; Magnoliopsida; Zingiberales; Zingiberaceae. Gene Ontology annotation, molecular function: sequence-specific DNA binding; DNA-binding transcription factor activity. The transcript is spliced from 2 exons.
ACAAAAAAAAACUGAGGAGAGAAGCAAGUAAAAAAAAUGGCGGCGGCGGGGAGGAAAGGGCCGUGGACGGAGGAGGAGGACGCUCGACUCGUAUUCGUCGUGCGCUUGUUCGGUGAGCGUCGUUGGGAUAACGUAGCGAAGGUGUCAGGUCUCAACAGGUCCGGCAAGAGUUGCCGGCUCCGGUGGGUCAACUACCUCCACCCCGGCCUCAAACACGGCCCUUUGACCCCCCACGAGCAGCGCCUCGUCAUUCAACUCCACGCCAAGUGGGGCAAUAGGUGGUCCAGGAUUGCACUGUGCCUUCCAGGUCGUACAGACAACGAGAUCAAGAACUACUGGAGGACUCACACGAGGAAGAAGGCGGAAGAACUGAGGAUGAGUUCACCCUCCUCUUUGUCGUCACAGUCAUCGUCGUCAAACAGUGAAGUAGUAGGACAGGGACCUGUGGUGGAUGGAGAUGGAGAUGGAGAUGGAUAUAGUAUGGAUCAGAUAUGGGAUGAGAUAUCUGCCUCGGAGAGCAGCAGGAUGUUGGAAGACUGUUCUGAAUCCGUACUGUGGGAGUUAGAUGACGAAGAGUGCUUACAGAUAUGGAUAUGAUCACAGUAGUCUUAAGUAGAAGUACUAAUUAUAGCUUAGUUAGUAGACAACUGAGAUGCUUUA